CUCCUAUCUUUUUCCUUUCCAUUUCGCGAUCUGAGGAACAGGGGAAAUGAGACAAAGAGAGACACACACAUAUAUAGAGAUACACUUGAUUUAUAUAUACAAAUAUAGAAAUUGAGGCGCGCUGUGUAUAAGACGGGGGGUAAGGUAAAAGAGGCAUGGGCUUUUUCCCUUGUUGUGGCGAUUCAUCCACCGCCAAGAGAGAAGACAGAAAGAGAAGCGCCGCCGCCAAAAGGACGGAGCACAAGAAGGACGAUAUUGCGCAGCCGGCCUCCGAUACACCAACAAGGGUUAGCCCUUGCCAAGGUGGGAAGAAGGAGGAAUGCAAUGAUGCAGCAAAUCAAUCUACUUCAGGCAAGGACGAGGAUUGCAGUCAAAGGAAGUCUGGAGGAGGAGGAGAAACAGAAACGGGCAAGGCGAGGACGUUUACCUUUGCUGAUCUGGUGGCUGCCACAGAAAACUUCAAGCAAGAAUUCUUUUUGGGUGAAGGAGGUUUUGGCAAAGUCUUUAAAGGUCGACUUGUAGAUACUGGCCAGAUUGUGGCUAUAAAGCAGCUUGAUCGUGAUGGAUGUCAAGGGAUUAGAGAGUUUGUUGUUGAAGUUUUGACCUUGAGUAUGGCCGACCACCCUAAUCUUGUUGAGCUAAUCGGUUAUUGUGCAGAGGGCGAUCAAAGACUUUUGGUUUAUGAGUACAUGCCUCUCGGUUCAUUGGAAGACCAUUUAUAUGACCGCCGAUCGAAUAGGAAGCUUCUUGAUUGGAAUGUGAGGAUGAAGAUAGCAGCAGGUGCGGCAAGAGGGCUUGAGUAUUUACAUGACAAGAUGAAGCCGCCGGUGAUAUACCGCGAUUUGAAGUGCUCAAAUAUAUUGCUUGCCGAGGAUUAUCAUCCCAAACUGUCUGAUUUUGGGUUGGCGAAGGUGGGCCCGCUCGGAGACAAGACCCACGUCUCAACCAGGGUGAUGGGCACGUACGGUUACUGCGCUCCGGAUUAUGCUAUGACUGGGCAGUUGACAUUCAAAUCAGAUGUAUACAGCUUUGGGGUUGUUCUUCUUGAGCUCAUCACUGGUAGGAAAGCUAUUGACAACACUAAACCUCCUCCAGAACAAAAUCUUGUUGCUUGGGCACGGCCGCUGUUCAAAGACCGGAAGAAAUUCCGGCAGAUGGCGGACCCCGCACUGGGAACUCAAUUUCCGGUGAGAGGGCUGUACCAGGCUCUGGCCAUUGCCGCGAUGUGCGUGCAGGAGCAACCAAACAUGCGUCCCCUCGUCGCUGACAUUGUCACCGCCCUUAACUACCUCUCCGCUCAAGAGUACGGCCCGCUUUCCCCGCCCUCCCGAAGAGGCCCGUCUUCUCACAAGCCCAAACAAGAUGGGCCUGAGAAGAGUGCUAGUUCCAGUGAUGUGGGUGAGGAGGAGAAGAUGGAAGAUUGAUUCAUUCAUUAAUGCAUGCAUUCUUUGAUGAAGGGCAAAAAAAACAAAGAAAUGCCCCGGCGCCAACUAUCUCCAAAAACGAUAAAACCGUCCCUAAUCCAGAGUAUACCUCCUGGACCAUCGUUGACACACAGAUCCGCGCCUGCCUCCUAGCGGUCAUCAGCCCCUCCGUUCACAAACAUGCUCGCGGCUUCACCACAUCUGCUGCCCUCUGGGAUGCUUUGGCCGCACGGUACAACUCUGUGUCCACCGCUCAUGUUUAUCAGCUUCGGGACAAACUCCACACUCUUCGUAAAGGUACCAAAACUAUGACACAAUACCUUGAUGAUGUGGCAACUAUUCUCUCGGAUCUCGAUGCCUUGAAAGAAGAGAUCCCUGAACGUGAUGUGGUGAAUGCUGUUAUUCGUGGUCUUCCCACCGAAUACUCAUCCUUUAAGCAAAACAUUCGCAUGAACAAUACCAAUAU
Cuscuta campestris is the source of this 1890-nucleotide messenger RNA. The record is from the annotation of a GenBank genome assembly. Lineage: Eukaryota; Viridiplantae; Streptophyta; Magnoliopsida; Solanales; Convolvulaceae.